This is a messenger RNA of Silurus meridionalis, 1423 nucleotides long. RefSeq names its product pseudouridine 5'-phosphatase. Lineage: Eukaryota; Metazoa; Chordata; Actinopteri; Siluriformes; Siluridae. Gene Ontology annotation, molecular function: phosphatase activity. The record is from RefSeq and is a predicted model, not a curated record. The transcript has 4 exons. The coding region runs from base 111 to 794 and encodes 227 amino acids.
AUUUUCCCUUGUAAUAAAUGGACCUCGCUUGCCGAUGAGCUUGUAUAUAAUUCGAGCAACUUAUUAUAUUUUUAUUUUGCGUAAAAUAAAAAUAAGUUUUUUGUUUUACAAUGUCGUCUUAUAAACCAGUCACGCAUGUGAUUUUCGACAUGGACGGGUUGUUAUUAGAUACAGAGAGGUUGUACACAAUCUCUUUCCAGGAGGUCUGUGAUCGGUUCGGGAAGACGUACACAUGGGAGGUCAAGUCCACCGUGAUGGGAAAGAAGGCAUUGGAUGCCGCCAGGAUCAUUCGAGAUUCUCUGGAUCUGCCCAUGACGAGCGAGGAGCUGCUGGAAGAGAGCCGGGCGAUACAGGAACGUAUUUUCCCCUCCGCUUCCCUAAUGCCAGGUGUGGAAAGGCUGGUCACACAUCUCCACAAGCACAAAAUCCCUAUCGCCGUGGCCACCAGCUCUGCUGGCCUGACCUUUCAGAUGAAGACGAGCCACCAUAAAGACUUCUUCAGGAUGUUCAGCCACGUCGUUCUUGGAGACGACCCGGAAGUGAAGAAUGGGAAGCCUCAGCCUGACUCAUUCCUGGUGUGCGCCAGCAGGUUUGAUCCCCCUGCCAAGCCAGAACAGUGUCUGGUUUUUGAAGACGCCCCCAAUGGAGUGAAAGCAGGCUUGGUGGCUGGCAUGCAGGUGGUCAUGAUUCCCGAUCAGAACUUGGACUGUGCUCUAAAACAGGGGGCUACGCUGGUGCUCGACAGCAUGGAGGACUUCCGACCCGAGCUCUUCGGCCUUCCUGUUUUUGAUUAAACGCCGAUUUGUGCACCUGUAUCCUGUAAAUCAACCAAUGAAAAGCUAUAAUGAGCAGAGGAAUCAAGCUCAGUUCUUAUGAGCCACAUAAACACUGUCAUUGUGAUUUCUGUAGCGUAAUUAAUCCUUCAUUUUCACUCGUAUAACAGAUUGUAUAAAGUUUACUUGGAGAUGAUUCAAGGGAUGAACUGAAACGCAAAAGCACUAAUCAAUGUAAAGAGAAAGCGAAACGAUGCUCCGUUUCCGUCCGUUAUGCUUCUCCAUGCUCGUUAUGCUUCGCAGGAAACGUGAUUGAAAGCAAGCAUAAUCUGAUUGGUGCAGCUCACUGAGCCAAUCCCGAGCCUCGAACUCUCGGUGCACCCAUUAUGCACUCUGAACGCCGACGGCUCGAACGCCACCCAAACCGAUUUUGAUUACGCCGCUCAAUUAGGCGCAAUCAAGCCAUUAGGCCACAUCGACUUUUUUUUUUUCCUCUCGCUUGCACUUUCAUCCUCCCCCUGCGCUUUUCACUAAAUUAGUCACAGUAAUGGUUUACUUUUAUAUUUAACACACCAAUGAUACGUUGUCUGAAGGCUGGGUAAAUCCCCAAUUUGUCCUCCUUUACACAAUAAAGCAUUUCAUUUAUACAA